AUGGUGGCACCGAAAGUCUGGCGUUAUUCAUGGUACGCAGCAUCUCCGGCUUCUCUCAAUUCCACCAUACACCCAGCAUCGUAUGGGUUGUCUAUGGCACCCCCCUCACCUCCACCUGUCUCCAUCCCAGCACACGACGUUGCACCACCACAGCUAGCUCCUCCUGCUGCUUCUCGGGCCACUGAUGCUACCCCUCCUCCUGCUCUCCCUCCUCCUCCUUCGGCCCCGUCUACUGCUGUGGGUUCUGCUGCCAACUCACCAUUCUCCCUCUGCCCUCCCUCCGCCCCACCUUGCCUCACGUCAUCUUGGCUCUCCCCUUCUUGUAGCUGA
This is a messenger RNA of Closterium sp. Naga37s-1, 330 nucleotides long. NCBI's taxonomy places the organism in Eukaryota, Viridiplantae, Streptophyta, Zygnematophyceae, Desmidiales, Closteriaceae. The record is from the annotation of a GenBank genome assembly.